UAAGCCCCGGAAGUACUCGCUACCUGAGAAGCGUGCUGGUUAAGAAGUAGAGUCAGAGGUCGUGGGGCCAGAAGGCGUUCCUGCCGCUGGCCUAGUCGCGAUGUAGCGGAGGGGCAGGCGUCCUCUUGCAUGUUCUGGAAGGUUCUUGUGCUCCACUAGGGCAGUAGUCCCAAGACUUGUAGUCGCCGGCUUCGGGUCCCUGGCGGCUGAGCGGAGUCGCCGCCAUGUUUGGCUGCUUGGUGGCAGGGAGGCUGGUGCAAACAGCUGCACAGCAAGUGGCAGAGGAUAAAUUUGUUUUUGACUUGCCUGAUUAUGAAAGUAUCAACCACGUUGUGGUUUUUAUGCUGGGAACAAUUCCAUUUCCUGAGGGAAUGGGAGGAUCUGUCUACUUUUCCUAUCCUGAUUCAAACGGAAUGCCUGUAUGGCAACUCCUAGGAUUUGUCACAAAUGGGAAACCAAGUGCCAUCUUCAAAAUUUCAGGUCUUAAAUCUGGAGAAGGAAGCCAACACCCUUUUGGAGCCAUGAAUAUUGUCCGGACUCCAUCUGUUGCUCAGAUUGGAAUUUCAGUGGAAUUAUUGGACAGUUUGGCUCAGCAGACUCCAGUAGGCAAUGCUGCUGUAUCCUCAGUUGACUCAUUCACUCAGUGGUCUGGAACUGAACUGCAAUAUGUCCGAGUUCACACAAAAGAUGUUGGACAACUUCUACAAUUUUGCUUCAUCAUUUGCUGUCUCUCAGGCCCAGAUGACACCGAGUCCAUCUGAAAUGUUCAUUCCAGCAAAUGUGGUUUUGAAAUGGUAUGAAAACUUUCAAAGACGACUAGCACAGAACCCUCUCUUUUGGAAAACAUAAUUUGAAUAAAAUAAUUUUUAAUGGA
This is a messenger RNA of Mustela erminea (ermine), 874 nucleotides long. RefSeq names its product heat shock protein nuclear import factor hikeshi (gene HIKESHI). Gene Ontology annotation, cellular component: nucleus; cytosol. The record is from RefSeq and is a predicted model, not a curated record. Gene Ontology annotation, molecular function: nuclear import signal receptor activity; Hsp70 protein binding. Bases 225 to 761 code for a protein of 178 amino acids. Gene Ontology annotation, biological process: protein import into nucleus. Lineage: Eukaryota; Metazoa; Chordata; Mammalia; Carnivora; Mustelidae. The transcript has 6 exons.